Molecule: messenger RNA, 2250 nt
Organism: Trichobilharzia regenti
Lineage: Eukaryota; Metazoa; Platyhelminthes; Trematoda; Strigeidida; Schistosomatidae
Source: the annotation of a GenBank genome assembly
AUGACAACGACGACGACGCCGACAGCAACGGCGACGAUAUCAACAACACAAUCGGAUUUAAACAGUCUUAUCGCUGAAGCUGAAGAGAAUGCACAAAAACUUGUCCUGAGAAAUUAUAUUCCAACGCUAAUCAUAAUCACUUGUUUUCUUGUCUUUAUAAGCAUUUUUGGUCUAAUUGGCAAUUGGUUGGUGGUGCAUACAAUCGGUCGACAUAUAUUUCGUAGAUUUUUUCACCUAUUAGAACAUUGUCUACGUGUUCUAUGUAUCUGUUGUCGACGAAACAAGCCUCUUGAAUAUCAACAAACCCAAUUACAUGUAUAUCAGUGUCGUGAGGAUGUUAAUCAAAGCCAGAUAACUAACUGCCUCGAUGUAAAUCAGUAUAGAUCACCAAGUCUUGUACCCCUUGGUCAUUUAUCUAAUUCCACUGAAGAGAAAUUACACAGACAACAUGAGCCCGGCACAAAUCAUAAUUUUACUACCACUACUACUACUUUGGCGACGACGAAUGGUUUACCCCAGACAAUUCAACAAACAACAGAUGGUAGUACAGAAUAUUUAGGUGGUAGUCGACAAAAUAUACACCGAUCUUCAUCAGUUAAGCGUCCUACCACACAAACAAAUCUUAACUCUGAUCUAUUAAUUGUCCUCUUAGCGAUUAAUGAUUUAAUUAUUUGUGCUGUCGACAUACCAACAACAAUAUUUCUUAUUGUCUGGGAGACAAGAACAUAUGAUUUUAUGUGUCGUGCACAUGUAACACUGAAAGCAUUCACACUGACUGUUUCUGCACUAUUUCUAGUCAUUAUUGCUUUAGAUCGCUGGUUGCUAAUCUGUUUCAUUCCAUGUAUUAUUAUGACUAAAAGGUGUAUUAUAAAGUUGAUUAUUAUCACGUAUAUAUUAGGUUUAUUAUGGGCAAUUCCAAUGGGAUUACAUCAAGGUGUACAUACGUAUUUUAAAAUAAGUACAGUGGAUAAAUUAGUACCGAAUGAUAUUGAAGCGUAUAUUAUGUUCCAAGAAUUAUCAUCACCAUUGUCAGCAUCAUCAUCAUUACCAACAUCUUCGGUAUCUUCAAUGAAACCCUCUUCAUCAUCAUUUGCAUAUAUUUCAUCAAAAUUUAUUGAUUUGAUUACAUCAUUUACAAAUUAUGGUUAUUGUAAAUCAGAUGAACGUUUUAUUUCGAGCAGUGGUUAUGAAAUCUAUCAAAUGUCUAUCUUGAUUUUAUUCGCAUUUAUAUUCACAUGUAUAUGUUUAUUCUAUGGUUACUUGUUCUUCUUUAUCCUAGUACAUCAAUAUCGUUGGAGAACAAAAUUUGCACCAAGAACUAUUUUAGUUAAACCUAUCGCUCAUGAGAUUAUCCAUGAAAAUUCAAACAAUUCCCCAAAUAACUUUAAUCCUACUCAUAGAAAGAAAAAUUUAUCAAAGACAGCAAUAGAUGAGAAGUAUACCAGGGAAAGAUUUCCAAGUGUACAAAUAGCAGAGGUGAGCACAACAACACCAACCAGUCAACAAGAUCCAUGCAAUAAACGCAUUCGGCAUAGUGAUCCAUUAAUCUAUACACAUGUAGAAAUAGAUAGCUAUAAAAACAUUAAACAGAAUACCCCCAGUGGAAAUCUACAACCGCAUAUAUCAAUCAAUAGACCUGAAGAUAAAAAAACUGUACCUGAGCAAAACAAAAAAUCAAAAAGAUUUUUACUAUUCAAACCAAUGAUGAAAAGACCCACACGACCAAGAUUAUUGCAUCAUAAUCGACAUAUGCGUAGUGCAAUCACCUUCAUCUUGAUAACAGUAAGCUUUCUAAUCUCGUAUUUACCAAGUCUGUUAAUUGCUAAUGGAUUUAUAUGGCCAGUCAAAUGGGAGCUGUCAACAGAUACUACAACCGAUCAGGCAUCAAGUUAUUAUAAUCACCAUCAUCAAAUAAAAAAUACGACAAGUCAUAAUGGUACGUCGCAAAUUCUUACUGAUGAAAGUCCAACUCUGAUUAACUAUGAUGCUUUUCAGUUGGUUAACCCGACAGACAGUUAUCAUUCGAUACAAUCUAAUGAGUAUAUUAAUAAUAACAAUAAUAAUAAUAAUAGUAGCAUAACAUCCAAUGCUGAGAUUAAAUAUCAUCUUAGACGUUUAUUUCACUUUUUAUACUUUAUAAAUUCAGCGGCAAAUCCAUUAAUUUAUUUCUUUUUUAAUUUAAAAUUUCGUGCUGCAUUAAAACGUUUACUGACCAGUAUGAGUUCGUGUUUUACAUUCAAUAAGAAUUGA